CAGCAACAACAUUCAAGCCAGAACCUUCCUCUAGCUAUGCUGACCCAAUACGUUCUCGUUCUCACGGCCCUGGCUAGUCCAGUCCUGUGCCGAACCGUACACAGCGUCCUCGUCUUCAGCCGUCAUGGCGACCGAACUUCCAAAGUAUUUCCCAACUACCAAAUGACCUCUCUCGGAGCACAACAAUGCUACAAUUCCGGCACCUUCUACCGCAAUCUCUACAUCUCCUCCAACUCAACCUCCCAAAUCCGCGACAUUUCCCCCAACCAAGUCGAUCACACUCAAAUCUGGUCCUCGGCGCCCGAUCAACCAGUCCUGUAUCAAACCGCAGAGAAUUUCCUCCAAGGACUUUAUCCUCCUCUGAGCACACUGUCGUCAUCUGAAGCGAACAGCGACGCUCCUCUGGACGGCUACCAAUAUGUUCAUAUUCAUGGCGAAGCAGACAAUGCUCCGGAUAUGAUUUGGUUGAAAGGCGACGAUGAGUGUCCUGCUUACACAGCUGCUUCGAGGACGUAUCGUGAUUCGGAAGAAUACAAAGCUACGCUGGGAAAUACAAGAGACUUCUACGCGCAGUUUGAGGAUCUUUUGGGGCCGAUUCUAGGAAGGGAGAAUGUUUCUUACGCGAAGGCAUAUGAUGUUUUCGAUCUGUUGAAUACAGCGAAGACUCAGAACAUCAGUAGUGGUGUUGCGGAUCAGAUCUCGGAAGACAAUUUGGCGAGGGCGAAGUGGUUGGCUGAUGAGUGGGAGUGGAACAUGAAUUACUCCCCUUCGCAACCGCUUCGUUCGAUCAGUGGUUCCACUCUCCUUGGCGGUAUCCUCCGCCAGCUCACAUCCGUCAUUGAAGAUAAUGCUGCUACGAAAUUCUCGCUCAUGACAGGUUCCUACGACACUUUUCUUGCGUUCUUCGGCCUCACGGAGCUUCCGUCUCAAAGUCCAGAUUUCCGAGGACUACCAGAUUAUGCUGCCUCGAUGGCGUUUGAGCUGUACUCCGAAGCAGACGAUGCAGAGCUUCCAGAGCGUGGCACUGUUGACCAAGAUUUGAGAGUGAGAUUUCUGUUCCGCAACGGGACAGAUGAGGGAGAUGAUCUGACAAGCUGGACACUUGGAGGCCUGGAAGGUGUGGAUGAUGUGGGUGGGAUGAGAUUUGGUGAAUUCAAGGAGAUGAUGGAAGAGAAAGCGGUUCUGAGUGUGGGAGAUUGGUGUCAAACAUGUGGGAGUUUGGCGGAGUUCUGUGUUGCUGCUAAUGCUACAAUUGAGACGCAGCAGCAGGAACAAGCGACUGGAGGGGAUUCUGGAAGGGGUGGGCUGUCAGCUGCCGCUGCGGGAGGCAUCGGUGCUGGGGUCACAUUGGCCGUUGUUGGACUUGUGGCUCUGCUGAUUUGGGCUUUGAUGUCCCGCCGGCAAAGACGUUCUUCUGCUGCUGCGACGUCCGGUCAUGCGAGUGCGAAGAGAGUCGAUAGUGUCUCGACGAGCAAGGGUGGCAGUGAUAGCGACAGCGUGUAG
Messenger RNA from Cercospora beticola, 1503 nucleotides. Its product is annotated as histidine phosphatase family protein. NCBI's taxonomy places the organism in Eukaryota, Fungi, Ascomycota, Dothideomycetes, Mycosphaerellales, Mycosphaerellaceae. Gene Ontology annotation, molecular function: phosphatase activity. Gene Ontology annotation, biological process: dephosphorylation. The record is from RefSeq and is a predicted model, not a curated record.